Messenger RNA from Egretta garzetta (little egret), 2837 nucleotides. It is a transcript of the gene FBXO3, whose product is annotated as F-box protein 3. Gene Ontology annotation, molecular function: protein binding. NCBI's taxonomy places the organism in Eukaryota, Metazoa, Chordata, Aves, Pelecaniformes, Ardeidae. Bases 1 to 1920 code for a protein of 639 amino acids. The record is from RefSeq and is a predicted model, not a curated record. The transcript is spliced from 15 exons.
AUGUGGUAUCUUACUCCCACAGAGGCAAAAUUGCUAAGAAGAGGUCUUGAGCCACAUCCUGAUCUCAGGCUGCAUGAUGGUGUAGCUGACUCUAAAAUAACUGCAAUCACAGAGUUAGACCAGCGUAACGACAGCAUUGAUGCAGUCAGAAUCAACGGCUACGAGCCCCGCUCCAUAGGUGGGGAAACUGAGGCACAAAGUGAACCUGACCUGCUUCAAACUCACACAGUAACUCAGCUGAACUUCUAUGAGUGCAGAAGCUGGAUCUCUUGGCUUGCGUGCGACCGUUCAACCGCCAGCCACUUGGCAACAGCUGACGAAGCAGGAAAGCUACCACAAAUGUUUGCCAGGCUACUCACGGCAAAAAAGGAUCGGGAAGCAGCAGUGCAGCAGACCAGUAAGCCAGCAUCUGAGAUACAAGCAGUGAGGCAAAAGCCCCUGAGAGUGCAGAAGAGCUUAUUUGUAACCGACUGGGAACUUUACAAUUAUACAAAUUAUAAACGACAAAAGUCUCCCCAACAGCUAGCAAAAACGCAGCCAUAUAACCACGAGCUUGUUCCUUUUCAGUUCUUAUUGAGUGAUGUUGCUAGGACAAUCAACCGUUUCAAUAACAUACCGCUGGUAUCUGAAAAAGGAGAGAGAAAAGAAGGAUUACUAGUUUGCUGCUAUUUAAGUCGAAGAUUAAAUCAGCUCUCAAGUCAUGAUCCGUUGUGGAAAAGACACUGCAAGAAAUACUGGCUUAUUUCAGAAGAGGAAAAAAGUCAACGAAAUCAGAGCUGGAAAGCCAUCUUCAUCAGUACCUACUCUGACCUAGGAAGAUACAUCCGAUACUAUGCUACGUUGAAAAAAGCCUGGGAUGACCUAGAGAAAUACUUAGGACAGCGGUGUCCUCGGAUGAUUGGCUCUUUGAAAGAGAGUGUGCGGGAGGAAGAUCUAGAUGCUGUGGAAGCACAAAUAGGUUGCAAACUCCCUGAUGACUAUCGAUGUUCAUUUCGUAUUCAUAAUGGACAGAAGCUAGUUGUUCCUGGUUUGAUGGGAAGCAUGGCACUGUCGAACCACUACCGCUCUGAAGACUUGUUGGAUAUCGACACAGCGGCUGGAGGUUUUCAGCAGAGGCUAGGUCUGAAACAAUGCCUUCCUCUUACUUUUUGCAUUCAUACUGGCCUGAGUCAAUACAUGGCCCUGGAGAGUGUGGAGGGACGAAAUAAAUACGAGAUCUUCUAUCAAUGUCCAGACCAAAUGGCUCGCAAUCCAUCUGCUAUUGAUAUGUUCAUUACAGGUACAUCUUACUUGGAAUGGUUUACAUCCUAUGUAAACAAAGUUGUAACUGGUGGUUAUCCUAUCAUCAGAGACCAGAUUUUCAGGUAUGUGCAUGAUAAAGAAUGUGUUGCUACCACAGGAGAUAUUACUGUUUCUGUAUCCACAUCUUUUCUACCUGAACUCAGUUCUGUGCAUCCACCUCAUUAUUUCUUCACUUACAGAAUCAGAAUUGAAAUGUCCAAAGAUGCUCUUCCUGAGAAGGCUUGUCAGCUGGACAGUCGAUACUGGAGAAUAACAAAUGCCAAAGGUGAUGUAGAAGAAGUUCAGGGUCCUGGAGUAGUUGGGGAGUUUCCAAUUAUCAGUCCAGGGAGAGUCUAUGAAUAUACCAGCUGUACUACAUUUUCCACAACAUCUGGAUAUAUGGAGGGGUAUUACACCUUCCAUUGCCUUUACUACAAGGACAAAUUCUUUAAUGUCACAAUUCCCAGAUUUCAUAUGGUGUGUCCAACGUUCAAGGUGUCUACGGCACGAAUGGAAACAAAUCAUAAUGAAUAUGUAGUGGAUGAAGAUGAAGAUUCCACAGACACUGACGAAUAUGAAGAUCGACGCAGAGUGUUGGACAUUCCUGCACCUUCUGGACGCUGCCCACGUCACACCUGAUGGGAUUUUUUUCAAAACAACAAAAAAAACUGUUUUCAGAAGCUGAACUCUUUGGGGCUAGUGCAUAAGAAUAUUUCUGACUAUUGUAAAUGAACUUCCUGUUGCACAUCAGGGCAACUAGCAUGAAUGUUGGUGCCAGUUCUAAUAUUCAUCAGAGUAUAACUUUUGGGGUUUUUUUCCUGGUUUGGAAGUGGAAAGGGGGCUGGGAGGGGGGACUGGAGGGGAGGGAGGGAGAGAAAGGUGCUUGGGCUUUGUGCCCUUUUUUUCUGAAGUGCAAAACAGCUUGAUAGUCCGAGGUAAUCAUAUCUUAGAUUUUUAAACUUUUGCCUAUUUAUGAUCAUAUUGCAAAUAUGGUGUGGGGAUUUGUUUUUAUACAAGCAUUUAAAAUUAGCAAUAGACAGGAUGGCAAAGAAAGGUGUAUACUAUCGUCUUUUCUCAUGAGUUUCCACUCUUGGUAACUCCUGCUAAGAAUGAAAAUUGCCAUUUGGUCUGCGUGUCCCACUUGGGUGAGAUCAGGUGCUCUUAUGGUCUUUUUUUUUUUUUUUUUUUUUUUUUUUUUUUUUUUAAUAUUAUUAACAUAGAAGCACCAGAAAAUUCUGGUCAUCAGAUGCAUAAAUUAGGACUGAAACUGGCCUUAUUUUUAGACAAUCUGUCUUUCAGCUUAAUUUCAUGUUAAGUGACUCUGAUUGGAUGAUGCCUUUUGGAAUGUAGUGUACGUGCAUAAUCUGCCACUUGGUAACCAAGAAAUUUCUCAAUGACUACGAAGUAUGAAUUUGUGAAUAUGUUUUGAGGGUUUUUUCUUUAUAUGAUGUUUGCUGUUCAGACUUUGUCAUAGGUGACAAAUUUAUGUUAAAAUACCAUGUUUCCCUAAAUCCUCUAUGGAUUUUUGUAACUACACCUGAAUAAAAAAAUAAAAG